AUGCGUACUGCAAAGCACAAUCAGACAAAGGUGAUAUGUGAUGUAUACGAAGGUGAGAGCCCCAUCGCCUUAGAGAACAACCUGCUAGGUACAUUUACUCUGUACGAUAUCCCUCCAGCACCGAAAGAGAUUGAUCAAAUGGUAGAGGAGGCCAACAAGUACAAGGCAGAGGACGAGGAGCACAAAAAAGCUGUUGCAGCCAAGCUUGCAUUGAAGAAUUAUGCUGAAAGUAAGUGGGACAUGGUGGAUGUUUGCUGGAACAAGUUUCGAGAGGAGGAUGCUAACAAGAUGAAGGAUGCAAUUGAGAUGACAAUCCAGUGGCUCGACUGGAAUUUCAAUCUCGCUCGAGUUUCUGAAUAUAACGAAAAGUUGAAUGAGCUCAAGACAAUUCUCGACCCUAUAAUUGGAGACAUUCCUUAA
Messenger RNA from Chenopodium quinoa (quinoa), 420 nucleotides. Its product is annotated as heat shock cognate 70 kDa protein 2-like. The transcript has 2 exons. Gene Ontology annotation, molecular function: ATP-dependent protein folding chaperone; ATP binding. The record is from RefSeq and is a predicted model, not a curated record. Bases 1 to 420 code for a protein of 139 amino acids. NCBI's taxonomy places the organism in Eukaryota, Viridiplantae, Streptophyta, Magnoliopsida, Caryophyllales, Amaranthaceae.